AUGGAUUUUUCUCUUGGUUAUAGCCCUAAAGUUGAUGCUCCACCUGAAAGGGAGCGUUUGGUAUGUUGGCUUCAUAAGUCUAUCUAUGGGCUUAAACAGGCUUCUAGGCAAUGGUUUUCUAAAUUCUCAUAUGCCGUUAUUGAAUAUGGAUUUCUUCAAUCAAAAUCUAACUAUUCCUUGUUUACCAAAUGUGUUGGGUCUUCCUUUGUGGCCUUACUUGUCUAUGUUGAUGAUAUAAUCAUCACGGGUUCCGAUGUUGUUGCCAUAGCCUCUCUCAAGUCUUUUCUUCAUAGCAAGUUCAAACUUAAGGAUUUAGGCCGAUUAAGGUACUUUCUUAGUCUUGAGAUUGCACGGUCUACUAAGGGUAUCUUUUUCUCCCAGCGGCAUUAUGCUUUACAGCUACUUGAAGACACGGGUUUCUUGUCUAGUAAACUAGCUAUUGUUCCCAUGAUUUCUAAUAUCCGGUUAAGUUCAGAUGAGGGUCCUUUACUUGAGGAUGUGUCUGCCUAUCGGCGGCUUAUUGUGAGACUUCUAUACUUAACCAUUUCUCGGCCAGACAUUACAUUUGUUAUCCAUAAGCUUAGUCAAUAUGUUUCUAAGCCCAAGAAGCCUCAUCUUGAUGUUGUUCAUCAUUUGUUGCCAUACAUUAAAGCCUCUCCAAGGCAAGGUCUUUUUCUUUCUGCUAUUUCUUCCUUACAACUUCGAGCAUUUUCUGAUGCUGAUUGGGCAUCUUGCUCGGGCACUCGAAGAUCUGUUACUAGUUUUAGUGUCUUUCUUGGUGACUCGUUAAUCUCUUGGAAGGUUAAGAAGCAAUCCACUAUGUCUCAGUCUUCUGCUGAAACUGAGUAUCGUGCUCUUGCUUCUACUAUUAGUGAGAUUCAAAACUAUUUAUCAGCAAGAGACAAUAAUGGGCAUGGAACUCACACAGCAUCCACUGUCGGGGGCCGCAGCAUACCAAACACUUCAGCACUUGGCGGUUUUGCCAAUGGAGUAGCCACCGGAGGGGAUCCACUUGUUCGUCUCGCCAUAUACAAAGUUUGUUGGAACAUCCCAAUCAGAGGAGGGCACCACCUGCCGAGACGACGACGUGCUUGCUGCCAUAUGGACGACGCCAUUGCAGAUGGUGUGCAAGUGAUCAGUAUCUCCCUCGGUGGAGGCAGUGCCCGCGCAUAUGAUGAAGAUGCGAUUGCAAUGGGAGCACUGAAUGCCGUGGAGCGUAACAUUGUGUGGUGGUUUGCAGAGCUGGAAAUUCUGGGCUUACCCCUUCAGCAGUCUCUAAUCACGGUUGCGGCAAGUCGUCCGUUUUGA
This is a messenger RNA of Diospyros lotus (date-plum), 1308 nucleotides long. RefSeq lists its product as uncharacterized. The record is from RefSeq and is a predicted model, not a curated record. Gene Ontology annotation, molecular function: serine-type endopeptidase activity. Gene Ontology annotation, biological process: proteolysis. Bases 1 to 1308 code for a protein of 435 amino acids. Lineage: Eukaryota; Viridiplantae; Streptophyta; Magnoliopsida; Ericales; Ebenaceae. The transcript is spliced from 2 exons.